This is a messenger RNA of Heteronotia binoei (common prickly gecko), 2797 nucleotides long. RefSeq names its product heparan sulfate-glucosamine 3-sulfotransferase 5 (gene HS3ST5). NCBI's taxonomy places the organism in Eukaryota, Metazoa, Chordata, Lepidosauria, Squamata, Gekkonidae. The record is from RefSeq and is a predicted model, not a curated record. Bases 820 to 1857 code for a protein of 345 amino acids. Gene Ontology annotation, molecular function: [heparan sulfate]-glucosamine 3-sulfotransferase activity. The transcript has 4 exons.
UGGCAGGGGAGAAGGAGGCGCCCGGGCUGCUAGGCGCGGGCCGCUGAUGUUUUGACUGUGCCACGGGCCGUGGAGAGCGGCGUCCAAACAGCGCCACAGGGCGAAAGGAGGAGGAGGAGGAGACUGCUGCGCGUGAGGGGCGAGAGAGACACACGCGGCUGGUGAUGUUUGCGGCUGCCUGGCGAAGGCGGAGGGAGGGCGAAUUCCCCGCCUGGAACUCGAGAGAGUUUGUAUGCUGCGUGUGGAACUGAGGAGAAGAAUGUGCUCCAGCCCCACCUCCUCCGCCGCCGCCUCGCGCUGCUGCUGCUGCUGCUGCUUCUGCUCCUCACAAGCCAAGGAGGCUGGAAGAGAAGGGAGUCGGGCUGCCGCCGCCGCUGCCGGGUGCGCUGUGCUUGCGCCGCGGGAGCGAGCCCUGCCGCUGCUGCACCUGGCUUCAGCCGCUGUGGGAUGUGCAGCAAACGCCUCCUCCUGAACUCCACUACUUCUCCCGCGCGCUCUCCGGCUCUUCUUUGGCGCCCAGCGGCUUCCCGCGUCGGCUGUCCUCGGCUUCUGCGGGGAAACCUCCCAGACCUUCCUCCCUGCCAAGGAUGCCCGCCUUAAGAAGUGGGAUCACAUUUGAGAACGCAUGGCUAGUCAUCUGUUUUGGAUCUGGAGCCUUUCUAUCAUACCCCUGAUCUCUUCCAUAAACUCUGAAAGCACCUGAACACUGAAGAUAAUUUCUUCUUUGAAAAGAACCUGGUUUAAAGUAGAUGUACUAGAUCUUCUGAAUGAGCAUAAGGAUAAAAAGACUGAAGAAGUCCUGAAGAUUGAUGGAGGGCCAUGCUAUUCAAACAGCAGGUGUUGCUGAGACAGAAGCUCCUUGUGCUAGGCAGCCUUGCUGUUGGAAGUCUCCUAUAUCUAGUUGCCAGAGUUGGGAGCUUGGAUAGACUGCAGCCCAUUUGCCCUAUUGAUGGUCGGUUUGGACUCCAUGGCCAAGAUGAAAUUCCACUCCGAGCACUACAGUUUAAACGUGGUUUGCUACAUGAGUUUCGGAAGGGCAAUGCCAGCAAGGAGCAAAUUCGACUUCACAGUUUGGUCCAACAGAUCCCAAAGGCCAUAAUCAUUGGGGUGAGGAAAGGAGGCACACGAGCUCUAUUGGAAAUGCUGAAUCUCCACCCAGCAGUGGUCAAAGCUUCUCAAGAAAUCCACUUCUUUGAUAAUGAUGAGAACUAUGCCAAGGGCAUUGAAUGGUACAGGAAAAAAAUGCCAUUUUCUUACCCUCAUCAAAUAACAAUUGAGAAAAGUCCUGCAUACUUUAUCACAGAGGAGGUACCUGAAAGGAUAUAUAAAAUGAACUCAUCCAUCAAAUUACUGAUCAUUGUCAGGGAACCCACAACAAGAGCUAUUUCUGAUUACACUCAGGUGCUGGAGGGGAAGGAACGAAAGAAUAAAACAUACUACAAAUUUGAGAAGCUGGCAAUUGAUUCAAAUACCUGUGAAGUCAACACUAAAUACAAGGCAGUAAGAACCAGCAUCUACACAAAACAUCUGGAGAGGUGGUUAAAAUAUUUUCCCAUUGAGCAGUUUCAUAUUGUUGAUGGUGAUCGUCUCAUUACAGAACCACUUCCAGAACUCCAGCUGGUAGAGAAGUUCUUAAAUCUUCCUCCAAGGAUAAGUCAAUAUAAUUUAUAUUUCAAUGCCACCAGAGGGUUUUACUGCUUGCGAUUUAACAUUGUCUUUAACAAGUGCCUGGCAGGAAGCAAGGGACGCAUCCAUCCAGAGGUGGAUUCCUCUGUCAUUACCAAAUUACGCAAAUUCUUUCACCCUUUUAAUCAGAAAUUUUACCAGAUCACAGGGAGGACAUUUAACUGGCCCUAAAGUAAAUUUCAUACAACACUAUGUGUUGCACCCAGAGAUAUGCAACCGUGUCUCUACCAGAGUAAAAAUAUGCACUUUUCAUAUACACAGCUAUCAAAGUAACCCCUUUUCAUGCAUUCUUGUACAUAUGCAAUGUGUGACCAAAUAUAAGAUUGGAUCAGUUUUUCUGCAGAGCAGUGAAUAACAUAAAAUUUACUCUGCAUAAUUGCAUCAUUUUGUGCUAUACAAUUAAAGGAGAAGAUGUCAUUAAAAGAAACUAACUCAGCUAUUCAAUUCAAAGGGUCAGUACUCUACUCUGUAAAAGGUUGUUACCAAAUAUAUUUAGAGAGAAGGCAUAAUAUCAGUUUUGAAUUCACUGCAAAAAUUAUAUUAGGCUAUUAUGGAGACACAUUGUUAGAAGAAUAUUGACCCUUUUAAAGCAUAAAUCUACACUUCAGACUUAUUCAGGUUGUUCCUUCUUCCUGGGGAAUGUUUUGAACUGGACUCAGAGAAUUUUGAGCACUAUCCUAGGAUUCUUUGAGAACAUGGUGACAAUUAAAAUGCUAUCAAGUCAAUAUAAGUUAGCAGUGUAGAUUUAUCCUGUGUGAAGCUGAGUUGUUCUAUUGGAAUUCUUUUCCUAUUUUUGAAAAAAAAAUCUCUCAUGCAAUCAACAUUGUUUCAAAUUUCCUGUGGUGAGUUUGCACUAUUGUUUUAUUGUAUGGAUCAUCUUGGCACUUGUAGCAUGUCAAUCAUAUGUCAAAAUGAAAAUCUUUUUUUUUCCUUCUAUGCUUGUAUGUUGACAAAGAAAAACCUGUUGUAUAUAAUGUAUAUUGUUUGUAAAUACUGGUUUCACACUAAGUAAUUCUAUUUUGUAAACUGAAUAUGGCUAUUUAAUUUAUUGUGAAAAUUAAAUUUAUUGUGGUAUUUAAAAAUGGAAUGGAUUAAAAUUGCUAUAUGUGCA